This is a messenger RNA of Trichoderma virens Gv29-8, 2206 nucleotides long. RefSeq lists its product as uncharacterized. NCBI's taxonomy places the organism in Eukaryota, Fungi, Ascomycota, Sordariomycetes, Hypocreales, Hypocreaceae. The transcript has 4 exons. The coding region runs from base 256 to 1794 and encodes 512 amino acids. The record is from RefSeq and is a predicted model, not a curated record.
UGGUUCGCUUCUUUGUCUUGUCUCGGUAACUACCAACUUGCAUUUGUCGCUCGAAUCUGUGCUGCGCGCCUGUUUCCCGCUUCCGUCGACUCUCCCCGCGUGGCUCUUUAUCUCUCCCCAGCAAAUUCACCGCAGGAAACCCUUUGCCCGGCUUUUGUUGCUCAAACACAUACAAAGGGAAGCGCCCAGCUUCAUCUUUGGGCUUGACUUGAAACCUACGCCACCCGAGACCAAGACACAAGAACAAGACGAAGCAUGGCCUAUCAGGAGCGAGACUACCGUCGCUCUGCCGUCGAGUUCGACGACACCAUCCGCACCCGCACCGUCACCCGCAGCCCCGCGCCACCCGCCCCAAGAGCCCGCCGAGGAGACUUUGAGGAGUUUGACGUGCGCAUCCGUGAAAGAGAUGGCGAUCUGCCCGAGUUCCUGAGCCGUUCCCGGAGGCCUGAGGCUGGUCCCAUGGUCCUGCGCCAGCGCGAGGCCGAUCCCUAUGAGCGCCCGCCCAGGGAGCAGAGCCCGGUUCGCUACCGCGAGGAGCGCAUUGUGCGAAGAGCCCAUAGCGUUUCGCCUUCAGAGCCCGAGCAUGAGCACUCUCGCACCAGAAUCGUCGAGAAGAUCAGGAGCCCCUCCCUUGCCCGGCGCAGGUCUCCUUCGCCCAGAGCCGUUCGCUAUGUCGAGCCGUCCGACGCUGGUUCUGAGCACAUCCGCAUCAUCGAGCGAGAGCGCGAGCGUGAGCGGGUGCCUUCGCCCUCACCUUCGCCCCCUCCAGCACCCCCUGUCAUCCGCGGCCCAGUCAUUGAGCGCGAGGUUAUUACGCACUACACAGACAUUGACCAUGGCAUGAUUCAAGCCAGACAGCCAUCCCCGCCUCCAGCGGCCCGGCCCCGCCCGAGGGAGCGCGAGACCCGCGAGACAGACAUUGACAUUUCCCUGUCCAAGGGCCGCACUGAGGUUGACAUUCACCGAUCUGCCAGCCGCACUCGCUCCAAGAGCCGUGAGAGGCGCUCCAGCCGCUUCUAUGACGAUGACAUUGUCAUCCGCCGCGACUUGAAGGUUGAGGAUACAAAGACCCGCAGAAGGGCUCACUCUGCCGCCGCACGCCCUGCCGAGGAGGACGAGGCUGAGUACAUCACCUCCAAGGUCGAUGGCCGAGGACACAUGGGUGAGGCCUGGGGUGGUGCCACCAAGAAGUGGGCCAUCGUGGACGUGCCUCCUGGAACUGAACGGAUACGCAUGGAUGGUGUUGGCGGUGCAACCACCGACACCACCUGGUCCAAGUACAGCGGUGUGCGGAGGACCAAGUUUAUCCCGGAGAGAGAGAGGGACAGAGAUGACCUGUCCAACAGGGCGCCGUCGCCUCCUCCCGCUCUCAGGGGUGAGCGUGUCAGCGUUUCCGUCCUCGACCGUGAGCGUGAGAUUGAAAUCGACAGGCGGGUCGGCCGCUCCCCUGCUCCUCCACCACCCAAGGAGAUGUGGACCGAGAUCACCAAGGACCUGGUAAUUCGCGAGGCCAUCGAAGAGCUUGGCUAUGAGUAUGAGGAGACUGACCAGUUCUUCUACGUCAUGGACUACCUCAAAUAUGAUGAUGUUCUUCAAUUGACUGAGAUCACUGAGGAUAUUCGACGAUCUAAGCGACAGCGAGAGCGCGAGAUUCGAUUCGACCGAGAGCGUGACUACUACGAGGAAAUUGACCGACGGACCUAUGACAGACGCGCACCCCCUCGACGGGACGAGCGUGAGCGUGUCAGGGAGACUGAGGUGAUUUACGACCGCGCUGCUCCUCGCUAUCGUUAAACCUGCCGUCCAUGUGCCGAAAGCCCAUAGCACGAUUAAUUCUUUUAUGAGUGAGCUUGGGUAUUUGUCGACUUGCCUCUUGUUUGUUUUUGGAUGUAAAGAAGCUAUUUGCCGCGAGAGGCGAGAAUAGUCUGUCUCGAAAAGAGAAAGGAGGGAAUGUAUAGCAUGGAUGGGAUAAACUGAGCUGGCUUGAUAUUAUCAUUUUUUCGCAGGGACGAUUCAAGGGGAUUUGAGGGGGACGAGAGUGAGAAGUUGGAUCAUUUUUUCUUAUUUCUUUCCUCAUGUCUUACGAUCCAUGAAUGCUUGAUGACGACUGGGAGUUUAAAUUGUUUUUUUCUUUUCUUUCUUCUAUUUCUCAUUUAACAUGUAAUGAAUAACGAAAAGGCAAAUAAACAUACUCUUUGAUAAAACG